AUGGAAUUGGGGAAUAAUACAGAAAUUUCAGAAUUUCUUCUUCUGGGAUUCUCAGAGGAACCAGAACUUCAGCCCCUCAUAUUUGGGCUGUUUCUUUCCAUGUACCUGAUCACUGUGUUUGGAAACCUGCUCAUCAUCCUGGCAGUCAGCUCAGAUGCCCACCUACACACCCCCAUGUACUUCUUCCUCUCCAAUCUGUCCUUUGUAGACAUCUGUUUCACCUCUACCACCAUCCCAAAGAUGUUGUGGAACAUACAAACACAGAGCCAAGUUAUCACCUAUGAAGGUUGCAUCACACAAAUUUAUUUUUUCCUACUCUCUGCAUUAUUGGACAUCUUCCUCCUCACAGUGAUGGCCUAUGACCGCUUUGUGGCCAUCUGUCACCCCCUGCACUACAUGGUCAUUAUGAACCCUCGGCUCUGCUUUCUGCUGGUUCUGGUGUCCUGGACCAUCAGUGCCCUGAAUUCCUUGUUACAAAGUUUAAUUUUGUUACAGCUUUCUUUUUGCACUGUUGUGGAAAUCCCUAACUUUUUUUGUGACCUCAGUCAGAUAACCCAACUUGCCUGUUCUGACACCUUUCUUAAUAAUAUGGUAAUGUAUCUUACAGUUGUGCUUCUGGGUGGUGGUCCCCUGGCUGGUAUCCUUUAUUCUUACUCAAAGAUAGUUUCCUGUAUAUAUAGAAUCUCAUCAACUCAGGGGAAGUAUAAAGCAUUUUCUACCUGUGCAUCUCACCUCUCAGUUGUCUCCUUAUUCUUCUGUACGAGCCUAGGAGUAUAUCUUAGUUCUGCUGCUACCCACA
This is a messenger RNA of Odocoileus virginianus texanus, 799 nucleotides long. Lineage: Eukaryota; Metazoa; Chordata; Mammalia; Artiodactyla; Cervidae. The record is from RefSeq and is a predicted model, not a curated record.